Molecule: messenger RNA, 1197 nt
Organism: Aspergillus oryzae RIB40
Lineage: Eukaryota; Fungi; Ascomycota; Eurotiomycetes; Eurotiales; Aspergillaceae
Product: 4-hydroxyphenylpyruvate dioxygenase family protein
Exons: 4
Coding region: 1-1197 (398 amino acids)
Biological process (GO): L-tyrosine catabolic process
Molecular function (GO): 4-hydroxyphenylpyruvate dioxygenase activity
Source: RefSeq, a predicted model, not a curated record
AUGGCCCCUAUCUCCACCAGCCCCCCUCCCACCGACCGAAACUCCCUCGCCAGCUACAGAGGCUACGACCAUGUGCACUGGUACGUAGGCAACGCCAAACAAGCCGCUACCUACUACAUCACACGCAUGGGCUUUAAGCGCGUCGCCUACCGUGGUCUCGAAACAGGCAACCGAAGCAUCUGCUCUCACGUCGUCCGCAACGGAGAUAUCACUUUCAUCCUCACUUCGCCUCUGCGCUCUAUCGACCAGAUCGACCGUUUCUCCAGCGAGGAACAGGAGCAACUGAGAGAAAUCCACCACCACCUGGAGCAGCACGGCGAUGGCGUCAAAGAUGUUGCGUUCGAAGUUGACUCUGUCGAUGCCGUCUUCAACGCGGCAGUAAGCAACGGCGCAAAGGCCGUGUCAAACCCGCAGACGUUGAAGGAUGAGAACGGCGAGGUCAGGGUGGCUACUAUCCAGACCUAUGGCCAGACCACACAUACACUGCUUGAGAGGAGCAACUACCGCGGUGCUUUCAUCCCGGGCUACCGCCUCGAGACUGCAGAGGACCCUGUCUCUAAAUUCUUGCCCGGUGUGCACCUCAACCGCAUUGACCACUGUGUUGGAAACCAGGACUGGGAUGAGAUGGACAAGGUUUGCGAAUACUACGAGAAAGCCCUCGGAUUCCACCGUUUCUGGUCCGUCGACGACAAGCAAAUCUGCACUGAAUUCUCCGCUCUGAAGAGUAUCGUGAUGGCCUCGCCAAACGAGAUCGUCAAGAUGCCCAUCAACGAACCAGCCAAGGGCAAGAAGCAGUCUCAGAUCGAAGAAUAUGUCGACUUCUACAACGGUGCCGGUGUGCAGCACAUCGCUCUCCUGACCGACGACAUCAUCCGAGACAUCACAAACCUCAAGGCUCGCGGUGUGGAAUUCAUCAAGGUCCCCAGCACUUACUACGACGACGUGAAGAUCCGACUGAAGAAGGCCGGCUUGACCCUUCACGAAGACUUCGAGACGAUCCAGAAGUUGGAUAUCCUCAUUGACUUUGAUGAGAAUGGAUAUCUUCUGCAGUUGUUCACUAAGCACUUGAUGGACCGCCCGACUGUUUUCAUCGAGAUUAUCCAGAGACACAACUUCGAGGGUUUCGGGGCUGGAAACUUCAAGUCGCUGUUCGAGGCGAUUGAGCGUGAGCAGGAGCUUCGUGGAAAUCUUGUUUAG